AUGUCGCGGACAAAGGAGGAUAGACCUCCGCGUGAGGAGGAGGAAGAGGAGGAGGAGGAGGAAGAAGAAGAAGAAGAAGAAGAGGACGAAGAAGAAGAGUGGACUGAGCUCAACGACCUUGACGAGCUGCAAGAUGGACCCAGCACAUUUUACGUGGGUGGGUUCAGUACCCUGGAAAAACUACAGGAUGCCCUAAGUAUAGUGGCAUACCGCGAUGACAUUGUCCUUGUCUAUCCUGGAAUGUAUGAGGAAGAAGAGGUGUGCGUGGAUGAAUCACGACUAGACGGCUUGCGUGUGAUGAGUGUGCCGGUGGCGAUGGGUCCAAAGGGGGGGUAUCCAAAGAAAAUACGCAUUCCCAAGGAUGAACGCCGUCUUGGCCCCUGGUAUGCGCCAUUUGGAACUAACACACUAUCGACAGACAGUGUCACUCCCACUGUGGCAGAUUCCUCACAUUUCCCCGUGUUUACAGGGAAAUUGACACUGCGCAACAGUGCGCCAUUUGCCCCUCGCAGUGAGCGCAAGGCAGUGCGGCCUAUCCGGCACUAUGAUCCACGCGAAGACCAAGAAUUUGACGACGAAGAGGCUCAGGAAAAGGAAGCUGAGGAAGACGAAGAAGCGGCACCAAUGGGGGAAGUCAAGCUUUCGCGCCUAGAGAUGCAAGGUUUGUGUUUCCUUGCUGGAGCCGUUUUUGAGUCGCUUAGUCGAGCCACUGUACGUCACUGUGUGCUGGGUCGAUUUGAUGUGGAGGCCAAAUUGACAACAACGAACGGCAGCGAUCCUCAGCCGGUUUCGUCCCCGUCGUUGGAAACCACCGUGACUGCACACCCCUUGACAGAAGUAACGGUUGAGUUUUGCGUGAUCUACGGAAGCCAAAAACACGGGGUCUACGCCUUCCCCCGGUGUGCGCUGCGCAUCCACAGCUGCAUUAUCUGCGGGCCGCAGCUUCGCGUUGUCCACAAGACGCAGGAUUUUUGGUCCCGUGUUGUGCGUCACGCACAACAAAAGCCGCAUGUGCGCUCUGUCCCGCGCUCAAAGAGCUUGUUGGCGGAGAUACAGAAACCAGAAAAGACCCUCUGUGCCGUGGGCGUGUACCUGGACGACGCAGACGUAUCUCUUCACGAUGUCUUUGUGGGGCAAAGCGACGUGGGCAUUUUGCUUAUGAACGGCUGCCGUGGCACCUCCGUCUUUGCCUCUCGCGUGGAAAGCAUCAGUACGGUCGGAAUUUUGUUUGCCGGUGAGGAUGGUGCGGCAAAGAUUAAGUGUUCUGUGGUGAGAAAAUGCGGUCGGGAGAGUCUCCUAGUGAAGGGCCCCGUGCCCUUGCUGCCACCGGAUCCCUCACUUUUGAAAGCCAUCGCGGCGGUGGCUCCAGACGACGGAGCGGAGGAGGAGGAAGAGGAGGAGGAGGAGGAAGAAGAAGAUGAGGAGGGCGGUGCCGCGAACGCCAUCCCUCGGGUGCCUGUACCCACACAACACCCCAUUUUGCGCGGAAAUGCCUUUGAGGGCAGAGUCCGUCUGGAGGGCGACAUCAGCUGUGCGGCAAUGUGUGACAAUGUCAUUUAUGUCUCAAAGGACGAAAGUUCGUCCGAGACUCCAGCGUUUCUGGGACCGGCCACGGAGAAGCGCUUUGCACUGAAGGGGUUUCUCACCCACGUUCGCGGCACCACGCCGCGGGGGAACAACAACGAUUAG
This is a messenger RNA of Trypanosoma rangeli, 1689 nucleotides long. RefSeq lists its product as uncharacterized. The transcript has a single exon. The coding region runs from base 1 to 1689 and encodes 562 amino acids. The record is from RefSeq and is a predicted model, not a curated record. NCBI's taxonomy places the organism in Eukaryota, Euglenozoa, Kinetoplastea, Trypanosomatida, Trypanosomatidae.